Pogonomyrmex barbatus (red harvester ant) is the source of this 7648-nucleotide messenger RNA. RefSeq lists its product as uncharacterized. The record is from RefSeq and is a predicted model, not a curated record. NCBI's taxonomy places the organism in Eukaryota, Metazoa, Arthropoda, Insecta, Hymenoptera, Formicidae.
AAAAUGGAAAUGCCUGGCUGUUAUUCAUCUACAGGUUUGCCUCUUCGUCCGUGAACUGGCCGCGACCGGCGAUGCCUUUGGACGAUGGUAUGUGUAUCACCAUGCGUGUGGCAUGGCUGACCAUAGACCGGCUCAGAAGUGGCCGAGACAUUCGCCUCUCGACCGCGACCAUGAGAGCACUCAACUCUCGACGCCCACGGUCAACCGCGAGCAUCCACCGGCUCGUGCCUCGCUCGACUCUCCUCUCGGCUUUCCUCCUUCUGUUUUGCGUCCUUCACGCACGAGGGCGGAGUGUGCCUCACGAUGACGGUGGCAUCGCUGUAGAUCAAGUGCACGGCAAAAUUUCGGAACCGGUAGAGGUGAGUGACUUUGAUCCCGAUACCACGGACAAAGCGACUGAGGAUGUGGACCAGGCGCGAGGAAGCUUGGUGGAAGAGAAAAACGACAGAGAGGAGGGUGUUGAGGGUGGCGAGGGAAGGAAAACGGAGGAGGUACUCGUCGAGGAUCCCCAGGAGAAUAUCCAGACCGAGGAUGAUGAAGGUAACGUGGCGAAGAAGAGGCGGCGGAACGACGUGAGCCCUCCCGGUAAGUCUGUGUUGCAGGACGGCGAGAGUGUCGCGCAAAAUGUUGAGGAAAAUGUGCAGAAGGACGAAGGUAUUCGACGAUUCGACGCUCAGGUCGAGUCCGACGAAGAAAUAGACCAACGGAAGAUAGCGGAUAGUGUAGCGGAAAACAGCUCGGACUCGCAAGAAGACGCUAUCGAGAUCGAUGUCGAGCAUGCGGAUGUAAAAAACGUAGAUGUGAAUCCAAGUGACGACGAGGAUAAGGCGGAGCCGGAAGAAGGAGAGUCGGAGACUUCCUCUAAUCUUCAAGAAAAUUUGAAAGAUAUUACGAGUUUGAAAGAGGCGGAAAAAAUAGAUUUAAAUAAGGAAGAAACAGGACAGAUUGAAAAUUUAGCGGGACACAAUUUGGAUGAGACACGAAUAGAAAAUACUGAGGGUAUGAAUGAGGACAUACACAAUGAGCUUCGCAGUUUGCGACUUUCUCCAACGGAUGAAACUGAAAGAGAUCAAGAGGAAUACGUCGACGAUGCUUCGAACAAUGACGAAAUCGGUGACAGAGUUCUAGAUUUGAAUAGAGAAAACAGACACUUAGCCAAUAUGCCAGGUAAAUCCAAAUACAAGAGUUCGACUGUCUAUCUGAAUGCUGAAGAAGGCAAUUUGCCUGGUCGUGAGCAAGAAUCGAUCGUAGAAGGUCAAAUACAAAAAUUAAUAUCUAUACGGAACGACGCUCUUGAGUCUGUCGAGAAUGACGCCAGGAAAUCAGAAAAACUUGACAAAGAGAGUCUUCUUUCGGAAAAAUCGCUUGAAGUCGACGUGGUUGCUGCUGAGAAAGACGAAGAAAUUCGCAAUCAACGCAGCAGUAACUCGAAAGAUACUUCGACUGAGAAUCUCGAUGAAUUAUCUUCAACGACGGAAGCAAGUCCUAAUCGUUUUCAAAAAUGGAAGAAUCAAGCCUUGUUUCUUCAGGAUCAAAUCAGGAAUAGAACGUUUCUUCAGUAUUUAAGGGAACAAGCUAUCGAAGUACUUCCUGACAUUCCGAAAUUCACGGAAAAUCAAUUACUGGAUACUCUGAAGAAUAUUGCGCUGACGCGAGAGUCACCUGCGAAUGAAACGUAUUCGGCCAGCUUGAACUCCACCGAAUUGACUAAAGAUCAAUUGGAAAUAAUAAAAUGCGCCGAGCAACUGGUGCAAACGAAGCAGCGGCAAUCAUUUACGGAGAAUAUGGCAGAGUGCAUCCGUGGUCUCAGUAUUUGGAAUUGCAUGCGUAUCUUCGUCUGGCCCAUUGUACUCGACAAUCUUCCGGAUGCAGUCAAACAGUCUCUGAACAAUCUGCCGAUCGAGAUAAACUUGAUAGACUUGUUUCAGGGUAACAGGGGCAAGUCCGCCAGGUCGGAGAGCAGCGUUCAUCAGCCGAGGCUGCUGACGCCCGAGUUCGUUAUCUUCAACAUUCUGAAGGGCGCUUUGGAGUCGAAGGUCACUUACGAUCUGGCGCCGACUUUCAUCGAUCCGAAUAACGAAACUCUGAAAGCGCUGCUUACCGUCGGUCAAUUCCAGAUUCUACAGAUGGCCGAGAAACUUCUACCCGGUGAGCUACGUCGCGAAUAUUCCGACAGAAUGUUCUCCUGUGUACGCAGGUUCGAGUACUUCAGCUGCGUCAAGUACUUCGCCUGGCCGAUGUUGAAGCAAUAUUAUCCGACGCUGCCGGCUUUCCCGGAUUAUCAGACUUGGUAUCCACCGAUAACGUUGUAUCCGCAAUAUCCUAUCGUUCCCUUUCCCAAUUUUGUGGGUACUGCGGGCGAACUUCCGGAAGUCAUUGAAGCCGACGCCACGAGAAUGCGCAAGCCCAAGCCGGAAGCGGUGAUAGUGAAUAUCCUUCAGAAUACCCUGAAAGAGCAAGCAAAAGUACCAUCUCUAUCUGUCGCUUACAGCCCAGAUUCUUAUGUCGCUGUACUGCCUCCGGAACAGUUACUAUCGAUUCACAUGGCUGAACAAUUAGUUCCUGUUUCGUAUCGUCCAGAAUUUGUUGAGAAAACCGUUAAAUGUAUUCAGGAAUUUAAUUAUGUAACCUGUAUUAAAUACUCCACCUGGCCGACGGUCAAGCAAUUUAAUCCUACUCUAAGUUUACCAGAUCUUUCCAGUUGGCUGCCAAACUUCCAGUUACCCGACUUCUUCAGCUAUCUGCCGAACUUUCAAUUCCCAGAUCUUUCCUCGUUUUUCCCUCCAAUAUUCGGAGGAGGUAUUACUACCGAGAAACCACCGACUACCGAAAAACCAUCGGAAUCUAGUACUUCCACGCCAGAAGAAUCGACGAGUCGGAUUUCUACAUUAUUAUCUCGGCAAGGUGAAGUUUCUUCCAAAACAUCUAGCGAAUUGGAGAACAAGAUCGCGGAUAUUUUAACAGAGGUACAUAAUUCCCUGAGAGGGAUACCAAAAAAUUCGCAUUUAAUUGUCAGCGAAAAUGUGAUUGUUUUGACGACCAUCACUGAAAAACAAUUGAAUAUACUGCGACUUGCGGAGAGUUUGAUACCUCCUCCGGCUCGAGCUCCUUUCGUUGCCCAAGUUAUGUCUUGCCUUCAGGCGAACAACAACUUUCUUAAUUGCACCAGGUACGUGAUUUGGCCCACAGUCGCUCUUUACGUUCCUAAUUUCCCAGAAUUUCCCGAUUUAUCUUCCACUCAACAACCACCGAGACAAGAAGAUCCAACAUCAUUGAAAGAUAAGAAUGCUUUGCAUCAAGCUACCAAGAACCAGCAGGAGUGGGACAAAUCGCAAACAGAUUCCAACGUGAAGAUUAUUUCCAGAACAAAAUUUCCGCAGAGUGACAGUCCUGUGAUCAGCGUUACUGGUACUCGAUUCGUACCGAUAUUCACUGAACAUCCCGAAUCGGUGAUACUCAACAUUCUCAAAUCGAUUCAACUCUCCUCGCCAAAUGUACGAGAUGAUCAAGGCCCCAAGAUCACUAGCACGCAGCAAUUUGGCGAUCUACUUAACGAUCAGCAGUUGAACAUACUUAGGACAACAGAGGGCUUACUACCUGAUGCGAGUCGUCCUGCUUUCGUCAAUCAAAUGAUAGAGUGCAUUCGCAAGAGCAAUUUUCUGGGAUGUUCGAGGAGCGUGCUGUGGCCGAGUUUACUGGAAUAUUUCCCUAGACUACCCAGCUUUCCAAAUUUCGGAGGACAUCCUCAAGCGACAAACAGUAAGUCCACUUUACCUCAAAAUCUGACUGAUCCAUCGCCAUUUUCCGAGACUGACGUUAAAGUCGGUCAGCACGGAGACGCCACCAUUACUAUCACAGAUACCAGAUUCUAUCCCAUCUUUUCAGAAGCACUUCCGGAAGAUGUAAUUUUAAGAAUUCUCAAGACCGUGCAGCAAUCUACACCGUCUAUACCGAGUGUCUCGAUGGUCUCAAAAUUCCCGCAAGUGUCGACUUACUUCACGGAACAGCAAGUUAAUAUCGUCCAAGUCGCGGAAAAUCUCUUGCCAGAAUCUGCAAGAUCAGUCUUCGUGGAGAGAAUGGUCACUUGCGUUCAAGAGAACGCGUUUCUCGAAUGUAUGAGGAACAUAGCUUGGCCAACUAUCGCCCAAUUCUUCCCGAGAUUGCCAAACUUUCCCAACUUUGCACGUUGGGACGUUCAGGCUCUAGCGCGAACGAAGCAGAAUAAUCAGACGUCUGAUGAAAAUACAACGAGAACCGUCGUGGAAACGAUCGAAGAUAAAAUCGAAAGUGCCUUGGAAGAUCUGCUGAAUAAGAACUCAUCGCCACGUUUGGAGAAUUCCUACCUGAAUGUUAAUAAUCCUAUAAUAGGCAGACUUCUUACUGCUCGGGAAAUGAAUAUCGUUAGAUUAACGGAGAGAGCGAUACCGGAUUCGAUACGUCAGGAGUAUGUGACCAACAUGUUAGAAUGUGUGAGGAGCUAUAACUUCGUUACUUGCACUCAACACGUCAGUUGGCCGACCUUGAGGCAAUUUUUGCCAAAUGUCCCGAACUUUGAAGAGCUGCUCGGCCAACUUCCAAUUUCCGGCGGAGGUCAGAUUCCGGGUAUUCCGGAUAUUGGCCAGCUUCCUGGUAUCGGUCAGAUUCCCGGUAUCGGUCAAAUUCCCGGUAUCGGUCAAAUUCCCGGUAUCGGUCAGAUUCCCGGUAUAGGCCAGAUUCCUGGUAUCUCAGGCCAGAUCCCAAGUAUUCCCGGUACUUUUGCCGAGAGUCCCAGCCUACCACAGUUUCCUCUCCCGCAAAUCACUACAUUGCUGGGCGGAAUACAAACUAACAUUCCUCAGUUUCCAGGAUUGUCUAACUUUGGUGAUUUAAAUUAUCCGCAAUUUGCAAUUAUAUCGGAUGCAGAACCGCAGAACUUGAAGCAGCAAGAAUCAAAACAGCAAGAGCAAACAACCCAGUCAAAAGUAGCGCAUAUCGAACAGGCGAACCAGAUAAGUGGACAAUCGAGGGCUACGAAUACUCCGUCAGUAGACGAGCAAGGAAUCGUCCCCGGAUAUCUUGGACAACCGUCGAACAUCCUCAUAGAUAUCUCCAAGGAGAGAGUCCAGUUGUCUGAUCUUGAACAGCGGCGAAGUUCAUUGCCAGAGUCCGUUUUCUCGGGCGCAUCGUCGAAGAAAUAUGAAAGAAAACGAAGAAGUACCAAUCAGUUAUUAAAUUCUUAUUACGGGACUGACGAAGAAACGAAACGAACUUCGGAGACGACAAUGGACAGCACGUUCCCGAACAUCACGGAAUCCGACUUUCUUCAGCUUCUAGUUAACAUUUCCAAAUCUAGGAAAAUUUUAGAAAACAAUCCCGAGGAAGAUCCGAAGAUAUAUUUCGUGGAUACCUUAAAUUCUACAAUCAGAAAUUCUUUAACCGCCGAUCAAUAUGAGAUUUUGAAGCUCGUGGAGGAUCUGGACGAGCGUACUGCCAAUCGCGGUUUUCUGAACCAGGUAGUUCAAUGUAUAGUUAGUUUGAGCUUCAUCAGAUGCAUGGGCAUUUUUAUCUGGCCAGUAAUCACCAGCACUGUGCCGUCUUUGAUCGGCUUGCCGUCCUUGCCCUCGAUUCCUGGUCUCGGUUUCCUUGGCAGAUCGACAGAAACCGAAGUACAAAAUUUCUUCGGCAUGUCUACGAGCGAUUUUGAAAAGGAACUACUGACAAGAAAGGAAUCCAUGGAAAAUGUUUUCUUAGACUGGUACAAGACAGCGAUGGAGGACAAGUUUCAGGUAGAUCUAGGUUUCCUAAAGUUAAAGGGUUAUGGCAAUGGUGAAGUGGGUAUCAGCAUUGGCAGAUUCCGCGAAGGUAGAGCUACGAAGAUUAAAGACAACAAGAAUUUGCCGAGCAUUCUAACGAUCAUCAGCGAUAUCAUGGAGGAGGUACUGGAUCAGCGACCGGACAACGAGAGGAUCAAAAAGGAGAAGGAGAAAAAAGAGAGAAGUCUAGAUGAGGCGCAAGAAACGGACUUUCAAUUUCUGAACGAUGAGUACGCAGAUAUUAAGCGAGCUAUAAAUGACGAUCAGAUAAUCACCAUGUUUCUAGAUAAAAUUAAGGCCAACGCGACGGAUUUUGCUGACGGUGAUGUCGCCCAGUUUCUCAACGUAGAGAACGCUUACAAUGCUUUCGGCCUUCUAUUCGGACCCCGUUUGAACGAAAAGUUUGCGAGUAGAUUAAAGGCCUUUACCGAGGAACAUCUAAAGAAAGAGAAUCCCGAAGACCACGUGAAAAAGCUCAGCGCGGAGGAAUUGAAAGUAAUACCCUUGAAGGGAGAGAUGAGCUACGAGCUUGAAAAAAAGUCUGUGGAAAGUGACGAGGAUCGCAAAAGGGAGCAUCGUGCGAAGAGCGACAACGAUUUCAGACAUUUGCUGAACCAGUAUUCAGACAGCAAAUUAGCAAAAGAGUCGGAAAUUCCAGAAAAACUCGAGGAUCCGGAUAAUGAAAAUAGGAUCAAGGACACAGAGUCUUUCUCCACCAAGAACACGUGCUCGGAACUGAGACUUCAGUUGCCACAAUUGCGGGAGGACGUUAUGUCCAGGAAAGUCACGAGCGCGGUGAUACAUCUUGGACGAGCGUUGAAGACGAAGAUGACCACUCUGAUGCCUGGUAUCGGUUUCGUAAUAAGUUUCAUCAUUCAAAUGGCCUUGGCUCAUGCGAGAGCGGCCGCCACCAUGGCUGGCAUGAUCAGCAAUAUGGCCCUCGCGUCAGCCAUGUUCGGUAUGCUGCGACAGAAUCUGUUCGGGUCAGACAAUCCGAAGAUCAAAUAUGUGUACGACAAUGAUAAAACGGGCCCGGGGAUUACUUGGCCGCAUCAUCAUAGAUCAUAUUAUCAUCAUGGAAAAUAGCAUUUCGAUUCGCUUGAUUAAACUUCGACUUAUCGUUCCCUUUGAUAUAUUGUAUUAAAAUCAUAUGCUAAAUGCGUUAAGAGCUUAAGCACAUCUUUUUAUACGUGUCUGCCGUUAUAGACUUUUCUCUAACAUAAGUCUGAAACAAAUUGGAUUAAAUAUUGGAUUAGCUUUAAUUUUUUUUUUUUUUUAAUUAAUAUCGUCGUGGUCGCUUUCAGUAAAAUAGUUUUGAGAUAGUCAUAUAAUUCUUUAGGCCAUACAUUUCUUUACGUAAAAAAAAUUUAUUAUUUCUUAAAAGGAAACCAGUCUAUAAGUUAAAUAAUAGUUUUUAUGGAUGCGUUCGCAUUGCCUUUCAUGAUAUAUUUCAUCAUAUGUUUUACUUAGACUUUAGCAACAUGGGCUUCAUGAAAAUAGAAUAUAUUUUCAAAAGUUAGAAUAGAAUAAUAUUUAGAAUUUGAAGAAACGGUAUUUUCGUAGAUGAUUAUGGAAACAAUUCCUCGCAAUUUAAUCAUGAAGCACGCGCCAUUUCGCAGGAAAUAUUUAUUUCAUUGUCAUGGGAUUUUAUGGUGGUGGGUAACACCUUUUUAUAUUUUUAUAUUUUUCUUCUUAAAGAUUACAUAGGCGUAAAAACAAGUACGGCAUUAAAAGUUAUACCUUCUACGACCGUAUCGCGGGAAAGGUAUUGAAUUGCUAGCGUUAGAUCUUAAGACUGACAGGCUCUUUAAAAUAUGUCAUAUGUAUUAAAAAUAAAUAAAGUAUGUCUACCGUAA